Molecule: messenger RNA, 1986 nt
Organism: Nematostella vectensis (starlet sea anemone)
Lineage: Eukaryota; Metazoa; Cnidaria; Anthozoa; Actiniaria; Edwardsiidae
Product: ferric-chelate reductase 1
Exons: 13
Coding region: 101-1372 (423 amino acids)
Source: RefSeq, a predicted model, not a curated record
CCUCCAGUCCCCCUCGGCCGCUAGCUCGCAUUAGCCGCCACCGCCAAACAGGCGUCUACGCUGGAGGUCAAAGCUUUUUAGCUGAGAACGGGUUAACAACAUGUCAGGAAACUGCAAUAUAUACCUUUUGAUCUUCAUAUUGGGACUUGGAGUUUCUUCUGGAUUGGAGAUUUCCAAAUCAGGAUGCAAAGAAACCAAAGGCUGUGUGUCUUUUCCAUACGAUUGCAAGGGCUCUUCUGACUGUAACUAUUUAGUCACUUAUGUGGCUGGAAAAGAUAGCGUUUACUUUGAGAUGAGUGCUAAAGAUGACUGGGUGUCCAUUGGCUUCAACCAAGAUAAAGCUGGGAUGGUUGGUACUGACGCCAUUAUCUGCUCCAGGCCUGCUAGUGGAUCUAGCAUUUUAAUUGGUCAUUACUAUUUGAGCAGCAAAAAUACCCCAACCAUUACCACACCUACCCCUACUGGCCUGUUCAAUACUUCUGGAGAAUUCAAUGGUGGGAUAAUCAGAUGCAGCUUUACCAGGAACAAAGUACCAUCAAGUAACAUGAAGUAUGACUUGUCCAACAAGCAGUAUCUGGUUUAUGCCAGAGGAGAAGUUGCAAGUGGAAUCCUACAGUACCACUCAUGGAAAUCCAGCUCCAGUAACAAGGUAGACGUGUUGGCAACCACCGGUGCAGAGUCAAGAAAGCGAGCUCUACUCCUCACUCAUGGGGCCCUCAUGCUGAUUGCAUGGGUGGGGUUUGCCACUGUUGGCAUGGCAACUGCUCGCUACAUGAGGACAUUUUGGGGAGAUAGCAAGAUUAUGAGCCUGUUGGUGUGGUUUCAGAUCCAUAGAAGCUGUAUGGUUAUUGUAGUCUUGUCAACAAUUAUCAGCACAAUCCUGGUGUUUGUUUAUGUUGGAGGAUGGUCUGAGAUUGGUGCACAUGCAUACAUUGGAAUUGCUGUUCUUGUCCUGGCAGUACUUCAGCCAAUGAUUGCAGUUUUCAGGCCUCACCCGGGGGAUGACAAGCGAUAUAUCUUCAACAUGGUUCAUCAAACAAUUGCUUUCAUUGCAUCUGUAUUAGGAAUUGUGAACUGUUUCCUUGGUGUAGAAGCCCUGACUGAAACUCACCGCUCCGGGUUCGUCGUAAUGAUAAUCUUCGUCGUGGUCAACUUCUUGCUGACAGUCGCAUUCGAGGUUUACAUGUGGAAGGACAAGAGCAAACCCCCUCCCCCUCACCCUAAUGACGAUCAGGGCAUGCAAGUCGAGGAAGAGGAGCGGUCGAACGGAAGGGAGAUUGUACGCAAGGUGCUCUACGUUUGUUGGAUUCUGCUGGCAUUCGUCUGCUGUGUCGUGCUCCUCGUCUUAAUCGGGAGGAAGAACAGCAGAUAAGCUAACACGAUGCUGAAGUAACUAUCCGUGGUCUUCGUUACUUGUAGUUGGUGGAUCCAGCGCUUCACACGUGCCCAAGAAGCAUCAUGACUAUGGCGCAAGCUAGAUGAGGUUCCUUCUACCAGGGCAGUCGGGUCCAUGACUUGUGGCAUUAUUUACUUGUAUAUCGGCUUUUUUAGGAAUAUCCACAUUUUUUUCUAUUUUAUAAAUUGAUUUUGUUGUCAAAAGGUAAUAUUUGUAUAACGCACAUAGGUAAAUUGAUGAAUAAAUAGAUAUAGGUAUAGACAAUGUGAAUAACAGUAACUUAGGCGGAAGACAUCAUUCCCCUUUUCAGUUUUUCCAUAAGAAAAAACUUUAUUGGCUAUUAGUCCAUGGGCCAGAGGGUGUGCUGAGGCUCACUCAAAGGGACAAAGACUGAGUGGUAUAACAUAACAGACAACCUAGACGAGUUUUUCGUCAAAAAACGCGAUCUAACAUGGAAACGAGGCUCUCCUUUACAAAAUAAUUCAUAUAAGCUUACUGAUCUUCGAACAUGCGUUUGUCAAGUAUUUUAUACUACUAAUGAUAUAUUCCUUAAUAUCCAAUCGAGAAAUAAACAAAAAAGAAUCUCUAAA